This is a messenger RNA of Saccostrea echinata, 1166 nucleotides long. RefSeq names its product ubiquitin-conjugating enzyme E2 C-like. The record is from RefSeq and is a predicted model, not a curated record. The transcript has 5 exons. NCBI's taxonomy places the organism in Eukaryota, Metazoa, Mollusca, Bivalvia, Ostreida, Ostreidae. Bases 40 to 582 code for a protein of 180 amino acids.
AUCUUGCAAAUAAUUUGAGAAUAUUUUAUCAAAACUGAAAUGGCUACACAGAAUACAAACCCUUCUGCCUCAACAACAACAAGAAAUAAAGAUGUUUCUAGCAGCUCAGGACAAGCACGAGACAACCACUCAGUUAGCAAACGACUUCAACAAGAGCUGAUGACCCUUUUGACUAAAGGGGAUCCAGGUAUUUCAGCUUUUCCAGAUGGAGAUAAUUUGUUCAAAUGGAUUGCAACUCUGACAGGAGCCACUGGAACGGUUUAUGAAGGACUAACAUACAAACUGACAUUGGAGUUUCCUAGUAGCUACCCUUACCAGGCCCCUACAGUGAAGUUCGACACUCCCUGCUAUCACCCAAAUGUUGAUCAGAGUGGCAAUAUCUGUCUAGACAUUCUCAAAGAGAAAUGGUCAGCCCUGUACGAUGUCCGAACAAUACUUCUGUCCAUUCAGAGCCUUUUAGGAGAGCCAAACAAUGACAGUCCUCUCAACGCUGAUGCUGCUGCCCUGUGGCAAAACCAAGAAACAUACAAGUCUGUCCUCCUGGAGAAAUAUGACAAAGAUGUCCGUAGUAAACAGUCUUAAUUAGACAGACCACAGAGACUUUCCAGUGCAAUAUCCACAUACAGCGUGUCAGAGACAUGCACAAGUUCAGAACAAUAUUCAUGCUUUUUAUAUCACAUACAUACAUAUAUGCGUUACUUAGAAUUUCUCUAAUUUUGUAAUAGAUGAGAGGAUAAAUGGUAAAAGUAGAAAAUAACAUUUUAUGAUGACAACAUUUAGAUUUUAAUAUUAUACAGAAGAAUGAAAAUCAGGUGACUGUACAUUUAAAUCAUUUGUGUUAGUGUGGGUGUUUUGUACAGAAGUUUAGGAGGAAUGUACAUGAUGUGUGAAUGAGGAGUAUUUAUUUUAUAUUUACUGUGUAGUCUUCUGCUCCCUUUCUUAAAAACAUUCCCUCUUGCUAUCCCUCUCCAGAACUAACAACUUUAAAUAUAACAUGCUUGACACUUAGAAGAAUGAGGUACUGGAUCACUCUGCUUGUAUUGUAAAUAAUACGAAUACUGGUUAAUAUCAUGAAUUUGUUUUGGAGCAUAUGCCCAACAAGAAUUUCUCUUAGAAAAAAAUAAUUGUAAAACUGAAGUACAUGUGAAUAAAAUCAGACAUUUUAA